Entrophospora sp. SA101 is the source of this 648-nucleotide messenger RNA. Lineage: Eukaryota; Fungi; Glomeromycota; Glomeromycetes; Entrophosporales; Entrophosporaceae. The record is from the annotation of a GenBank genome assembly.
AUGAAUUGGAAUUCUCGGGCACUAGAUUUAACUGAUUUAAGUAGUUUAGAGUAUAAAGAAAAGUUAGAUUUUUUAAUUGGUCGGAAUUCACCAGCGGAGAAAGAAUUAAAAGAGAUUGCCAGAGAGAUUGUUGAUACUUAUUUAACGGUUAUUCAAUUAAUUACUCAGUAUGACGAACCUUUGCUAGUGCCAGAUAUGAAUGUUAAUUUAACUGAUUGCUAUGAAUUUGAAAAUAGUCUUCAUAAGUUUUAUAGCAAUUUAAAUCCAAUCGAGUAUGAAUGUGCGAGAAUGAUUGAUGAGUUGGUGGAAGAUGAUACUUUGGUAGCGGUAGAAACUACUGGGAAAGAAUUAUUAAAGGAUAAGUUGGAUAGGAAACUGUUUACUAUUGAAAGUUUUGAUUUAGGAAUGGUUCCGGUGGGACAAAAAAUAAUUCCGCCACGGAAAGUUCGGGUGGGAGUAAUUGUGACUACUGAUGUUUACGGAAAUUCUAAUGUAGUCGAAAUAGCUCGCAAUAAAGAAUUAGUUCGUCAUUACCAAAGCCAAAUUUUUAGGCUUAACCGACAACAAAGAUAUCUCCAUAGUCAACUCGAAAAAAUCCAAGCUCAAAUCAAAGAUUAUGAAAAAGAAAAGAAAAAAGUGGAAAAGUGA